UUCUCGGACAUCUUUAGCGGAAGUAAACAGCUGUAGCUUCAUGUGUAUGUUUAAUAUGCUCUAGUUCUGUUUUUCACUUUUGUUUUAUUAUUUUGAUAAAAAUGGACAGAUUUGUUUGGACAAAUGGGCUCCUUGAGAUGAACGAAACGUUAGUAAUCCAACAAAGAGGAGUGAGACUUUACGACGGGGAAGACAAGGCUAAACUUGAUGUUGGAGCCAUUCUUCUCAGUACCCAUCGCCUGCUCUGGAGAGACCAGAAGAGUCAUGAAUGCUGCAUAUGCAUACCCCUGUCACAGGUCAUAUACUUUGAGGAGCAAGCAGCAGGCAUCGGAAAGAGUGCCAAGAUUGUUAUUCACCUUUAUCCAUCCCCUGAAAAUAAGGAGCCAGGCCCCUACCAGCAGAGCAAGUACUCUUAUAUAAAGCUGUCCUUCAAGGAACAUGGGCAGAUUGAGUUUUACAGACGUCUAACAGAAGAGAUGACUCAGAAGCGAUGGGAGAAUACACCCGUCUCACAGCCGAUCCCCACAGUAACAGGACCCAAGGCAGGAAGGACACGCGCAGUGGGCAUUGUGGGUAUUGAACGGAAGUUGGAGGAGAAAAGAAAAGAGACGGAUAAAAACAUUUCUGAGGCCUUUGAGGAUCUCAGUAAACUAAUGGAAAAGGCAAAAGAGAUGGUGGAGCUCUCCAGAUCCAUUGCCAACAAAAUCAAAGACAAACAGGGUGACAUCACAGAAGAUGAGACCAUCCGUUUCAAGUCUUAUUUGCUGAGUAUGGGUAUAGCCAACCCAGUGACCAGAGAGACGCACGGCUCUGGCACGCAGUACCACAUCCAACUCGCCAAACAGCUGGGAGACAUGCUGCAAGCCCCACUGGAGGAGCGUGGAGGAAUGAUGGCCCUCACUGAAGUGUACUGUCUGGUGAACAGAGCCCGUGGGAUGGAGCUUCUCUCUCCAGAGGACUUGGUCAAUGCCUGCAAGGUGUUUGAGUCACUAAAACUUCCUCUACGGUUGAGAGUAUUUGACAGCGGGGUGAUGGUUGUUCAACUCCAGUCCCACAGUGAAGAGGAAAUGAUUGCCUCAGCUCUAGAUAACGUGUCUGAGAAAGGCUCCCUCACUGCUGAAGAGUUUGCCAAGCUGUUGGGACUGUCAGUUCUCCUUGCGAAAGAAAGGUUGUUAUUAGCUGAAAAAAUGGGUCACUUGUGCCGAGACGAUUCAGUAGAAGGUCUGCGAUUUUAUCCCAACCUGUUCUGACGCAGGAAGCCGAUAUGUUAUCGAACCUUGCUGGCUCUCAGCUCCUGUUGGCCCCAGAUCCCUCUCAGAACUGCUAACUGAUUAGCUCUCGCUCUGGACACAAGUGGGAACCCACUUUCCGCUGUGUUUGUCAGUAGGUCUUUCAUGAACUGCAUUCUUCUUUGUGUAACAUGUUUAGUGAUUUCCACAGCCUUUAAUGAAUAGGGAAUUACAGAAAUGAUCAUGCAGAGGAUGCAGUUUCUCUUUGGAAUCAGUUAUGUUGAUACUGUGUGUGAUUCCAGCACAUUAUAUGCGGUUAGAUGGUCAAUAAAAAUAUGUCAUUUUGCAUUACAUAUACAGGUACAUUAAGACGUGGAAAAGAAACAGGAAAUCUUAUGAUUUUAUACUCAGGAAAAAAAAAAACUGUUAGUGCUUAAAUAAUUCGAAAAUUCAUCUGAAACUCUUCUUUUCCCCUAAUGGAAACAUAAAGUCUUCCACACUUAUUUUGGAACGUAAUAUAAAAAUAAUUAAUCUUUUUUU
Pimephales promelas (fathead minnow) is the source of this 1769-nucleotide messenger RNA. It is a transcript of the gene vps36, whose product is annotated as vacuolar protein sorting 36 homolog. The record is from RefSeq and is a predicted model, not a curated record. Gene Ontology annotation, biological process: protein transport to vacuole involved in ubiquitin-dependent protein catabolic process via the multivesicular body sorting pathway. Gene Ontology annotation, cellular component: ESCRT II complex; late endosome membrane. NCBI's taxonomy places the organism in Eukaryota, Metazoa, Chordata, Actinopteri, Cypriniformes, Leuciscidae. Gene Ontology annotation, molecular function: ubiquitin binding; phosphatidylinositol-3-phosphate binding.